AUGGCGAAGCAUAAGCAAUUGUCGCCGAUGGUCGUAUUGGUUUGCAUGUAUCUCUCCUCUUCAAGACGAAGAAGGAGGUUGGCAGAACGCGGAUUUUGCAGCUCCUCUUUGCACCAAGCGAUAGAAUGGUCGAGUACCACAACUGGCACAUCUAUGAAUGCUUGCUCCCGCAGGAACAGCGCUUCUUCGGCGAGCUCAUCGCUCAUUGCCCAUUGCCUUUCUACCCCGGAUUCGUUGAAUCUGCGACGGUAG
Molecule: messenger RNA, 252 nt
Organism: Leptomonas pyrrhocoris
Lineage: Eukaryota; Euglenozoa; Kinetoplastea; Trypanosomatida; Trypanosomatidae
Exons: 1
Coding region: 1-252 (83 amino acids)
Source: RefSeq, a predicted model, not a curated record